CCAAAAAGAACCCCCAAUGCCUUCCCUGAAGCAGCGAAAGGUCGCCAUCGUCGGCAGUCGAUCCGUUGGCAAAUCGUCGCUCGCCGUGCAGUUCGUUGAUGGUCACUUCGUCGAUAGCUACUACCCCACGAUAGAAAACACCUUCAGCAAGACCAUCCAGUACAAGGGCCAGGACUAUGCUACGGAGAUCGUCGACACUGCUGGACAGGAUGAAUACAGCAUUCUCAACUCGAAGCACUUCAUCGGCAUCCACGGCUACAUGCUAGUCUAUUCAGUGUCGUCACUGCCAUCCUUUGAAAUGGUCCAGGUUGUCCGCGAGAAAAUCCUUAAUCAUCUAGGUACCGAGUCCGUUCCCAUCGUCAUAGUAGGUAACAAGAGCGAUCUCCGACCAGAGCAGCGCCAAGUCAGCCCCGAAGAAGGCAAGAAGCUAUCAGAAAAGUUCCAGUGCGGCUGGACCGAGGCUAGCGCAAGGUACAACCAGAACGUCGGCCGAGCGUUUGAGCUCUUGAUUGCCCAGAUUGAGAAAUCACAGAACCCUGGCGAGCCCCCAGCCAAGAGCAAUUGCCGUGUGAUGUAGCUCAAAGUCGAGCCCAAGUCGGUCGAGUCCAAGAUACCCUCAGGAGACAUUUUUUUUAGAGUUGAGAAUCCCUUGUUCACACAGGCUCUGGAGCAUACCUAUGCUAGCCAUGAUACUAUUUGGGGUAUAGGAUAAUGCUGCUACUAGACCAUCACCAUAAUUAUGUUGCUAUGUUAUUCAUCAAAUAGCACUGGAUAAGUACGGACGGGAACAAAGGUCAUAUACAACAACAAUAUUGUGACAAUAC
This is a messenger RNA of Trichoderma virens Gv29-8, 824 nucleotides long. RefSeq names its product putative RheB GTPase. Gene Ontology annotation, molecular function: GTP binding; GDP binding; GTPase activity. NCBI's taxonomy places the organism in Eukaryota, Fungi, Ascomycota, Sordariomycetes, Hypocreales, Hypocreaceae. Gene Ontology annotation, biological process: small GTPase-mediated signal transduction. The coding region runs from base 17 to 577 and encodes 186 amino acids. Gene Ontology annotation, cellular component: plasma membrane. The record is from RefSeq and is a predicted model, not a curated record. The transcript is spliced from 4 exons.